AUGCUCCGGGCCGGGGUCGACGGGGCAGCGUGUGUGAUGAACUUGGGGACGACUUGUACUUUGCAGUCUUCCUGGGGGCUCUCGGCACCGGCGGUGCCCAGGGGCAGGAGCGUCCCGGGGGACACGGCCCCUGCAGUGCUCAGGCGCCCGGAAGGGACUCGACGCUCGUGGAGUGGCUCCAAUCCUUUCCAGCAUCUGGAGAAGAGUGCUGUCUUACAGGAGGCUCGUAUAUUCAAUGAAACUCCCAUCAAUCCAAGAAGAUGUUUGCAUAUUCUUACAAAGAUUCUUUACUUACUGAACCAGGGUGAACACUUUGGGACUACAGAAGCUACAGAAGCCUUCUUUGCAAUGACUCGAUUGUUUCAGUCUAAUGAUCAAACAUUGAGGAGAAUGUGCUACCUUACUAUCAAAGAAAUGGCUACCAUCUCUGAGGAUGUGAUAAUUGUCACAAGCAGUCUGACUAAGGAUAUGACUGGAAAGGAGGAUGUGUACCGAGGCCCAGCAAUCAGGGCCCUCUGCAGAAUCACUGAUGGAACAAUGUUGCAAGCCAUUGAAAGAUACAUGAAGCAGGCCAUUGUGGAUAAAGUCUCUAGUGUAUCCAGUUCAGCACUGGUAUCUUCCUUACACAUGAUGAAGAUAAGCUAUGAUGUGGUUAAGCGCUGGAUCAAUGAAGCCCAAGAAGCUGCAUCAAGUGAUAAUAUUAUGGUCCAGUACCAUGCCUUGGGAGUCCUUUAUCACCUUAGAAAGAAUGAUCGACUUGCUGUUUCCAAGAUGCUGAAUAAAUUUACUAAAUCUGGUCUCAAAUCACAGUUUGCUUACUGCAUGCUGAUCCGAAUUGCCAGUCGCCUACUAAAGGAAACUGAGGAUGGCCAUGAAAGUCCACUCUUUGAUUUCAUUGAGAGCUGCUUGAGAAAUAAACAUGAAAUGGUUAUUUAUGAAGCUGCCUCAGCUAUCAUCCAUCUUCCUAACUGUACUGCAAGGGAGUUGGCACCUGCUGUUUCAGUUCUUCAACUUUUCUGUAGCUCUCCUAAACCAGCCUUGAGAUAUGCAGCUGUGAGGACACUGAACAAG
Carlito syrichta (Philippine tarsier) is the source of this 1071-nucleotide messenger RNA. Its product is annotated as coatomer subunit gamma-2-like. Gene Ontology annotation, biological process: intracellular protein transport; protein secretion; organelle transport along microtubule. The transcript is spliced from 11 exons. The annotation marks the transcript as partial. Gene Ontology annotation, cellular component: COPI vesicle coat; endoplasmic reticulum-Golgi intermediate compartment; endoplasmic reticulum. The record is from RefSeq and is a predicted model, not a curated record. NCBI's taxonomy places the organism in Eukaryota, Metazoa, Chordata, Mammalia, Primates, Tarsiidae.